This is a messenger RNA of Exophiala mesophila, 1737 nucleotides long. RefSeq lists its product as uncharacterized. The record is from RefSeq and is a predicted model, not a curated record. The transcript is spliced from 8 exons. The coding region runs from base 1 to 1566 and encodes 521 amino acids. Gene Ontology annotation, molecular function: acyltransferase activity. Lineage: Eukaryota; Fungi; Ascomycota; Eurotiomycetes; Chaetothyriales; Herpotrichiellaceae.
AUGCCUACCAACGUCGAGACCCCUAUCAUCGUCGGCGUCGGUGAUUUUGUGAACCGGUCACUUGCUCUGGAUGAUGCCCAUGAACCGCUGACGUUGAUUCUCAAGGCCAUUGAGAUUGCGCUUGACGACACAAAGCUAUCCUCGACAUCACGGCAGAAACUACAGUCUGCCAUUGACAGCAUUGAUGUGGUCAGGACAUGGACAUGGCCGUACGAUGAUUUGCCCGGUCUGAUUGGUCAAAACCUGGGUGUCAAUGCGAAGCACCGCUUCUACAGUGAUCACGGUGGAAACAAACCUGCAAAAUUACUAGACGAGGCUGCAAGACGUAUCUCCAGGGGCAAAUCAAAAGUCGCUAUAGUCACAGGAGGUGAAGCUUUGGCUUCGCUAACGGCAUGUGCCAAGGCUGGAAAGAUGCCCCCUCCUGGCUGGUCCAAAGUUCAUGAGGAUGUUACAAAGGUGUUUUCCGCGACCGGAAGAGAUCUAGGCCAGACUGUUGGUGGUAUUCACUCCAUCGGCGACCCGAUACAGAUAUACCCGCUUUAUGAGAAUGGGUUCCGCGCCCAUCGCGGCCAGACUAUCGCUCACAACAACGAAGAAUCAGCUCAAUUAUAUGCCGACUUUGCCGAAGUGGCAGAAAAGCAGCCGUAUUCUUGGAAUUUUGGUUCCAAGAAGUCCAAAAGCGAUAUUGGCACUGUUACCAAGCAGAAUCGACUCAUCUGUUUUCCCUAUCCUUUGCUGAUGAACGCAUUCAACACGGUCAACCUGGCUGGUGCGGCCAUCUUAACCUCGACCUCAUUUGCAUAUGAGCUCGGAAUCCCACAGGAGCAAUGGAUUUACACGCUUGGAGGUGCUGGAACCCGUGACAACGAUAAUUUUUGGGAGCGACCAAAUUUCCAUUCCUGUCCAUCAAUUGAACGCUCACUCGAUGCCGCGUUGGCAGUCACAGGCCUUUCAGCUGCAGACAUUGAUUUGUUCGAUUUUUAUUCAUGUUUCCCAAUCGUCCCAAAACUUGCUGCCCACCAUCUCAAGCUACCAAUAACAGGGGGCAGGAAGGCAUUGACUCUUUUGGGGGGUUUGACUAGUUUUGGAGGCGCGGGCAACAAUUAUUCCAUGCAUGCCAUUACGGAGAUGACACGACAGCUUCGCACAGGCAAAGGUCGAAAUGGCUUGAUUCUUGCCAAUGGUGGAUUCCUGUCGUACCAACAUGUCAUUUGCCUUUCAACCAUGCGAGGUCGUGACGGAGCUCCAUACCCUGAAAAGGAAAUUCUACCAGAGUUUAUUACUGAUAUUCCCGCUCCUCCGAUAACUGCCACGGUCGAGGGUGAACAGGACGCGACGAUCGAGACAUAUACUGUGGAAUUCAAACGAGAUAAUACUCCCCUCCGUGGGUAUGUGGUGGGUCGGUUGAAUAAUGGCCACAGAUUCCUUGCCAACCAUGGAGAUGAGGAUACGUUGAAGCAGCUGUCCACAUGGUCGGGAGAGAAAGUUGGGCUUUCCGGUAAAGUGAAGAGUGAUGGCAAGAGAAAUCUCUUUGUCCUAUCCAAGCAUUUAGCAGGCAGAUUGUAGAGUGUAGGGCUACAUGUCAGUACCACUGGGAGCAGGGCAAACGUAACCAUGGUAAAAGCGGUUCACUACCUAGAAUGAUCGUUUCGACAUUGCGUAUGUCUAUUCGGGGAUGGUCGCCAAAGCAAGUCAAUAACGUGGUCAAGAACAUGUAGGAACAAAUCUGGAAUUCCA